CUUAAAUGUUAAGAAUGGGCUGAGACAGUGGAGAGUUUAGAAGACGUUGGGCAGAACUUUUGUUAGCAUAUAUGUAGUUGUGUAUAAGUUACUCUGCAUAUUAUGAAAUGUGACGAUGAAUCUGGACCUGUGGAUUUUGUGUAAGAUAAAGGAUCCCUUGUGUAUAGGAUUUUGGAAUGUUAAAUUAAAUUUGUGUAAUGACAUGAACUUAUGGUAAAUCGAUGAUUCUGGUGACUGCAUAGAUUUCCCCACUUGUGGAUUUAUAUUGUGAUUUUUAUUUGGUGAGUUGAGUUCAGAUUGCAUGAAUUAUCGAGUGAUGUAUGCUAUGUUUAUGAAUUGCACAGGGUUAUGAAUUGAUAGAUUAUAGAGGUGAAAUUUGAUCUGAAUGUUUUCUUAGUGACCUCAAACGUGUGUUUGGAUCCUGGGUUAGUUGAGACAAAAAAAAAAAUUUUAAAUAUCAUGGAUAUUUUUAGGGGUGUGACAGAGGUGGUAUCAGAGCCUGAUUUGAGAAUCACUAAGAAUAUUAUCUUUAUUUGAGGUUUAUUGACUGUCAUUAGAGAUUGAUCAAAGAAAAUGUUCUUUUGAUGUUUUAGGAAGCGAGGAUGACGAGAUCAUCUGGUUCUCCUAUUGCAUCUACUGCUGAUCAAUUGAGUGGUAUUAUGCGGACUUUGGAGACUAUGGCACAAGUGAUGCAACAACAACAACAACCUGUCCAACAAGGAAAUAGUGAUGGGACAGAGACAUCAAACCAGACGGGGUUGGGAAUUGGACAGUUUAAGAAGCUUAGUCCUCCCAGUUUCAGUGGUGAGUCUGAUCCAAUUGUGGCGGAACGAUGGAUGAUGCAGAUAGAGAAAAUAUUUGAUGCCUUAAGUUACUCUGAUGAACGAAAGGUUUUUCUUGCCACCUUUAUGCUGGAAGGAGAAGCUGAACACUGGUGGAGAAUGAUUAAGAGGAUGUCUGAAAUCAAACAUGAGCCAAUGACAUGGAAGUUAUUCCAAGAAAAGUUUUACGACAAAUAUUUUCCAGAUUGCAUGAGAGAGCAAAAAGAAUUGGAGUUCUUGAAUCUUAUCCAGGGAAGCAUGACGGUUACAAAGUAUGAAUCUAAAUUUACUGAGCUCUCCAGGUUUGCCACACAUAUGACUGAUGAUGAAUCUAGAAAGGCAAGAAGGUUUGAAAGGGGAUUACGGCCGGCAAUAAGAAGCCGAAUGUCAGCUUUAAAAUUACAAACAUAUGCUGAUACGGUAGAAAGAGCUUUGAAAAUUGAAAGAGACAUGGAGGAAAUUCAAGAAAUCAUUGGCAAGAACCAAAGGAACAAAUUUACUAGCAAAAGCAGGAGAGAAAAUGAAUACGAAGAUAGUAACAAGAGGUUUAAGACAUCUGGAUUUGAGAAAAGGAAACCAUGGGGGAGGACUCAGUUAUGUGAAAAAUGCGGAUUAAAUCAUGAGACAAGUCGGUGUUUUCGGGUGACUGGAGCAUGUUUUAAUUGUGGAAAGCUAGGUCAUCAAAUAAAAGAUUGCCCACUGAACAGGAAAAGAGAGCCACUGUCUCCUAGACCCUCAGCCCAUGCUAGAGUAUACGCUAUCACUGAACAAGAUUCUAGAGCUUCUAAAUCAGUGGUGGAAGGUAUUCUUCAUGUUUCUAAAAGAAAUGCAAAAGUUUUGUUUGAUCCCGGCUCCAACUUAUCGUUUGUUUCAAAAUACUUUGCUUGUCACUUGGAUAUUCCACCUAAAUCCCUGGAUUAU
Molecule: messenger RNA, 1742 nt
Organism: Musa acuminata AAA Group (dessert banana)
Lineage: Eukaryota; Viridiplantae; Streptophyta; Magnoliopsida; Zingiberales; Musaceae
Exons: 1
Molecular function (GO): zinc ion binding; nucleic acid binding
Source: RefSeq, a predicted model, not a curated record